ACUCCUUUCUACCCUGCCUGUCUUAAAAACCGGUACACGGAAACAAGAGGUAAAAUGAGACGGACUGUCCGCACACAGUCGAGAGUUUUAUCGUUAUUUUAACCUGCUGUUACAGUGGUGUUCAACAACAAGCAUUGUGUCACUUAUUCAACACAAGUUUCAGCAACAUUUAUCAUCCGGGGAGCUUUUAUCGUUGCACGUUAACAUCCACCAGUGCGACAUUAGCCGGGCGGAAGGAAACACAAACAAAAAACUUAGCUAAACCAUUAAUAGAAACCGCUCUGUGGUUUGUUAUCUUCGCCCGCCUUUUGCUACCUGCAUCGACAUGGCUGCUAAUCCUCCUGGACAAGCCCACCCAAACAAAGCACGCGUGGCGAUCCUGGCCGAGCUGGAGAGGGAGAGGCGACGGCUGAUGCAGAGUCAGUCUAUGAACACUCCUGGAGCCAGCAUCUCACUGUCCAGGCCAAGUCUGAAGGAGUUCAGGGAUAACGCAGAACAGCAGCACAUCGCUGCACAGCAGAAGGCCGCCCUGCAGCACGCACAUGCACACUCAUCAGGCUUCUUCAUCACUCAGGACUCGUCAUUUGGAAACCUCAUCCUCCCUGUCCUUCCACGCCUGGAGCCCGAGUCAUGACCUCUAACCCCUGAUCUCCCUACAUUCCAUGCUGCCUGAGACAAAGCUUUGAAACUAAAUAUGUGCACAUCAGACCUCUGUCUCUCCCAAUUUCCUCUUUUAAGUCUGUGAUUAAUGGACAGUUGUUUGUCAUGUUGUAAACAAUCUCAGGGGAAAGUGAAUCCAUCAGUUUUACAUUUUCCAGACUAACAAGCUGGCUGCUGAUUUUAGGAAAGCUGUCAAAACAGUCGGAAUAGAGAUUCCAUAUCACUAUGAAAACAUCCAGUUAAGUCAUCCAGGGGCUAAAGACAAACUCUACAGAAAUACUGUAAAUGUUAUCCUGCUCUGUUGCCAAUCACACAGCUUUCCAUAAAAUGUACUUUUUGUCAGGUUUUUACAUUUGUAAUUCAUUUGUAUUGAUAUUUGGAUAAAUAAAAUUGUUACAUUCAA
Lates calcarifer (barramundi perch) is the source of this 1063-nucleotide messenger RNA. RefSeq names its product ints3 and nabp interacting protein (gene inip). NCBI's taxonomy places the organism in Eukaryota, Metazoa, Chordata, Actinopteri, Centropomidae. Gene Ontology annotation, cellular component: SOSS complex; nucleus; nucleoplasm. The transcript is spliced from 4 exons. The coding region runs from base 326 to 634 and encodes 102 amino acids. Gene Ontology annotation, biological process: DNA repair. The record is from RefSeq and is a predicted model, not a curated record.